AUGUUGCGGUUUGGAGUGGGAAGAUUUGUAACUGACGGAUGUUUAAAAUCCUCAUCAUCAUGGUUCCGAAGUUAUCCACUAUGGGCACGAUCAACAGCUAGUUUCGUAUGUGAUUUUUCCAAAGGCAGUGAACACAGAAGUUAUGCAAUUAUUGUAAAUAAAUCGGUUCAUAACAUCUCCCAACAACAGACUCAGCCAGCAAAAAAGUCUAAUUUUGCAAAAGCUCAAGAAAAAUUGAAAAAGGAAAAAAUUCAACAAUUUGGUACAAAAUCAGAGAAAGAUUGUAUUCAUGAUAAGAAACAAUUAGAGGAAACAUUACAAGUGCAAAAAUUAAUAGCACUAAAAAAUCAAUAUAAUCAACGAAUAGAAGAUGCUAAAACUAAUGGAAAGUCGCUCACUGAAAAGGAACAAGCGGAAAUUGAAGAAUUUCACACUCUCUUCUAUCGAAAAAUUGUUCAAUAUUCACACUUUAGAGCAAUGAAUAUGCUUGAAGGAGGUAACACUAAAGAACAUGAUGAUGGUAGCAUUGGUACCUUUUAUUUAUUUACAAGCAAGCUGCAACAUCAGAAAUAUUUGGAAAGAUUUGAAUCAAAAAUAUUGAAGAGGGAUUAUUCGAGCGUGAAGGUAUCGACGGCACCAACGAUUGCUCAACAUUUAAUGGCCAUACUUUUAUCGACACCUAUUGAAAAUGUUUCUGCCGUGAUUGACGACUCGUUAGUGCUGUCUCCUCAAGAACUGAAACAUGUAUUGGAUUGGUCACAAACGGUACUUACAGAUUUAACAUUGGCUACAUUGGUGAAGGCACUCAAAGAUCUCAAUGAAAUGCAGAAAGAGCUGACCGAUAUUGAAAAUAAGCUAAAUACCACUGAGAGCAGCUCUUCAACGAAAGGGACUCAAUUAGCACUAAAGGCAAAAUAUCACACUAUUAUCGAAGAAAAGAAGAAGAUCAUGCAAGAACAGCUCUCAAAGGUCAAUUCUCUCCGAGGUAAAUUAUAUGUGACAUCCAAAUUUUACAUUGCAUGUAACGAAGAUGCUGAAGAAAUGGUGAAUGCUCCUUCCUCAAGUGAAGGAACACCUGUAUCGCCUUCUACUACAACAACUGCACCACAUGAACCAAUCACAACGAAUAAUGUUGUUGAAGAAAGUCACACAUCAACAGUUAACGAGAGUACGGAUCUCGAAAAAUUCACACUUACCAAAGAUUCCAAACGCAUUGUAUUUACAUACUCAGCUCCAGAUGUAGCUGCCAAAGAUUUACCCACCUUACUUAAACUAUCCAACAAACAAGAUGCUGCAUUAGCAGUCGUUUCUGGAAGUGAACUGUUUGGAAAUUUCCUUGCCAAGCAUCUUGACCAAAUUGAUCAUUUGAGAAUGGCAUUUCUAGGAAGCCAUCACGAAGUAUUGACUCAUCAUUUCACACGAGACGAUAUUAAAUCCAUCAUUGAACUCGGUCAACAAGCCGAAAAACACAAGGAACAAGGAGCUCUCUCCAUGAAAGAACAAUUUGAGAAACAAGAGCAGGAAAAUCUGACAGCAGCAGCAGAACAUCCAACACCACCAAAUGUUUCUAUAUAUACAAACGUCAAUGAGUAA
Naegleria lovaniensis is the source of this 1593-nucleotide messenger RNA. RefSeq lists its product as uncharacterized. The coding region runs from base 1 to 1593 and encodes 530 amino acids. The record is from RefSeq and is a predicted model, not a curated record. NCBI's taxonomy places the organism in Eukaryota, Heterolobosea, Eutetramitea, Acrasida, Naegleriidae. The transcript has 2 exons.